CAAUGUUUUGGCCAAAACUGCAGGGUUUCUUUCAAAGCCUAUCGCUGCCCCAUUCUGCCCCAAGCUCAGCCCCAGCGAGGCCGAGCCCCGGCCCUGCUCCAGCGCUGGCUGUGCCGGGGGCUUGGGGAGGGGCUGAAGGUCGAGCCCUGCUUGUGCCUCGAUUUCCCCGUCCCGGUGCCAGCGUGGCUCCACUCAGGUGCCGGAUCAAGCCCUGGGAGCCAUGCCACAAGCCGAGGCCGGGGAGAGCUGCAGCCAAGGCCUGCCGGGGCUGAGAGCGGGAGGCAGCGGUGACACGGCUGCGGGGCACGGGGACAGGAGGUGCCAGCGCAGGGCAGCGUCUCGCUGGGGUGCAGCGCCGAGGGGCGCUCGGGCUGUCCCUGGCGUGCCCGGGCGCCCCGUGUGCUUUGGCAGAGGGGCCAAGGCCGCUCGGCGGGGCCGCGGCAGCUGCUUCCCUUCCCGCGCCCCCUCCCGCGGCCCCGUUAAAGCGCCCGCGGGGCCGCCGCUCGCUCCCACCGCGGACACCGCUCCACGAUGAUGCUGCAGCUCGUGCUCCUCGCCGCGCUCGCCCUGUGCGGGCGCUGCUCCGAGCUGGAUCUCGAUGGCAUGCAGCGGGUGGUCGGCGGCACCGAGGCGCGCUCGCACGCCUGGCCCUACCAGAUCUCCCUGCAGUAUUACUCCGGGGGCAGCUGGCACCACACCUGCGGGGGCUCCCUCAUCCACAGGAACUGGGUGAUGACCGCCGCCCACUGCGUCAACAAUAACAUGAACUACCGUGUGGUGGCCGGCGAGCACAACCUCAACAGGAACGAGGGCAGCGAGCAGGUCUUCAGCGUCAGCAGGAUCGUCGUGCACCCCUACUGGAACAGCAACAACGUGGCCGCGGGCUACGACAUCGCCCUGUUCCGCCUGAGCAGCCCCGCCACCCUGAACAGCGCCGUGCAGCUGGCCGUGCUGCCCCAGGAGGGCACCAUCCUGCCCAACAACUACCCCUGCUACAUCACGGGCUGGGGCCUGACCCGCAGCAACGGGCAGCUGUCCAGCGUCCUGCUCCAGGCCUACCUGCCCGUCGUGGACUACCAGAUCUGCUCCAGCGCGUCCUACUGGGGCUCCACCGUCAAGAACACCAUGGUGUGCGCCGGCGGCGACGGCGUGCGCUCCGGCUGCCAGGUCCGCCCGCGGCCCCCGCGCU
This is a messenger RNA of Onychostruthus taczanowskii (white-rumped snowfinch), 1189 nucleotides long. It is a transcript of the gene CELA1, whose product is annotated as chymotrypsin like elastase 1. The transcript is spliced from 6 exons. Gene Ontology annotation, molecular function: serine-type endopeptidase activity. Lineage: Eukaryota; Metazoa; Chordata; Aves; Passeriformes; Passeridae. The record is from RefSeq and is a predicted model, not a curated record. Gene Ontology annotation, biological process: proteolysis. The annotation marks the transcript as partial.